This is a messenger RNA of Alternaria atra, 252 nucleotides long. RefSeq lists its product as uncharacterized. The coding region runs from base 1 to 252 and encodes 83 amino acids. The record is from RefSeq and is a predicted model, not a curated record. NCBI's taxonomy places the organism in Eukaryota, Fungi, Ascomycota, Dothideomycetes, Pleosporales, Pleosporaceae. The transcript is spliced from 2 exons.
AUGCAUAUUGUCCUUGAUCUGCACUGUAACACGAACCCAACCAUCGACAAUUGUAAGAUUCCAUACGAAGUAUAUUCAGUUUCGAAAAAGGACAGUAAAUUCGAAUUCGAACAACUUGAUAGCAAAGCAUGCGACCUUGCUCGCGAGCGCUGCAAAAGGGUUGGUUGGGGUACUGACCGAACUCAAUCUGAUGAAUUGGACGGCGUCCUUGCAUCGCAUGUGGGGCAUGUGCCUUCUACAUCCGUAUCUUGA